Molecule: messenger RNA, 8104 nt
Organism: Cololabis saira (Pacific saury)
Lineage: Eukaryota; Metazoa; Chordata; Actinopteri; Beloniformes; Belonidae
Gene: zfyve26
Product: zinc finger, FYVE domain containing 26
Exons: 42
Coding region: 139-7944 (2601 amino acids)
Biological process (GO): mitotic cytokinesis; double-strand break repair via homologous recombination; regulation of cytokinesis
Cellular component (GO): centrosome; lysosomal membrane; midbody
Molecular function (GO): phosphatidylinositol-3-phosphate binding; metal ion binding
Source: RefSeq, a predicted model, not a curated record
CAACAAAUUGAGGGACAGUCGUGAAAAAGGAGAUAAGAAGCCGCAAAUAAUCCGCAGCUUGGGGACAAACAACAUCAAAUAAUGAGUUAAGCACAGGGUUUUGUUUGUCUUCACGGUGGUGAAAGUGCCUCGUCAGCGAUGACCGCCGAGGGGAAGACGGCCUCAGCCGUCGCCGCGGCGACCACGUUUCCCUUCGGCCGUGAGGCUGAAUCCUCCCUCCAGGACCUGUUCCGGUACUUCCAGACGGCUCUGCGGGAGGCCGAGUGGGAGCUGGCCAGCGCCUGCGUUCCCCAGCUGCUCGGUUCGCCAGCACUCUCCAAAAACCUGCGGGACAUCAUCAAAGCUAUUAUCUGCCAUCCGUACAGUUUAAAAUGGGAGACCGUCGGCAGCCCUCACAGACUGGCCUGGUUCUGGCUGCAGGUUCUGGAGAAAUGGACGGAAGAACAGGUUUCUCCUCACAUCCGCCGGGAGCUGGAGUUCCUGCUGCUGCUGGAGGAGCUGGGGUCGGAGGGCAUAUCGGAGGCUGCUCUUAAGGAGCUGCAACAAGCUUUCUUGGCUUCAGAGUCGGAGCGAGGAGCAACGGUCGCUGCGGUGGAGUCGUGUCUCUGGACGCUUCUGGAGAAGCAGAAGCCGAGACUCGCCCACACGUUGGCACAUUUCUUACAGGACCAGUCGGGCUCUGAGAGCCAUAACCUGCAGCACACGUUCAUCCAGCACCUGAUGAAGAAGCUGGAGAGACCGGAGAGGAGCCCGGAGAGGGCGGAGCGGUGGGUGGAGGAGGUGUACGCAGAGCUGGCUCUGGUCCCGGGGGGGUCCGGCGGCGGCCAGGUGGAGGCCCUGUGCGAGGCCCUGUGGGCGUCCAGAGACGGGCCCCUGAAGGAGGAGCGGGUCCUCAGCUGUCUGCUCCGGCCCCGGUCCCACGUCCUGGUCUCCACCUACUGCUGCACGGCGCUGAGGCUGCAGAGGGAUCACCUGCUGAGGAGCUCGCCGGAGACACGAGCGGACCUUCCUGAAGCGGAGAAACUUGCUCUCAGUCUGUGUUGCCACAAAGACCGUCCAUCUGCAUGGAGGUCCAUCUUCUUCGAGUGCCUUAGUAGCGGGAAACACUUCCUGGAGCAGGUCUUGGUGACGGCGCUGGACCUGGUCCGGCUGGAGGAGUUGGGCCGGCUGAAGGAGCUGCUGCAGCACGAGUUCCAGCCGCUCAGCCGCCUGCUGCUGCUGCUGGGAUGGACGCAGUGCCGCAGCCUGAGCUCGGCUCAGAUGCUGCUCAGCAUCCUCCACCGGGAGCAGGCUGCAGCCGGAGACUCGGUGCUGCAGGAGUUCGCUGAUCUGCUGUCGUCUCAGCUCGGGAUACUGGAAUGGUGCAAAGACAACAACCCCGGCAUUUCCACCGAGGCGUUGCUGGCGCAGCUGCACUCCCUGGACGGCCACUCGGCGCUCUACGUCCUGCACUCCCUCACGCCUCUGCCUCGGUUCGAGGAACGCAGGAUUUUAAACCUGCUACAACAGCAGCUGCCGGACCGACCAGAACCAGGAGACACGGAUGCAGCUGCUGCCCUGAACCCGGCCGUGCAGAGGAACGUGGUUCUGUUCCAGGGGUUCUGUGCCAUGAAGUACGCCAUUUAUGCGCUCUGCGUCAACUCACACAAGUACUCCAACUGCCGCGAGUGUGAGUUCCUGCAGCAGCAGCCUGCAGAAGGGGACCAGAACAACUCGGCGUCCUCAGACGGUUGCAGGUUUCUGUUCCAGCACUACCUGUCGGAGUGUCAGCUCUACCUGGAGACGGUGCCGGCGAUGCUCCGCCUGGAGCUGCUGGAGAACAUCUUCUCCCUCCUCUUCCUGUCCACCUCAGACUUCGCCCCGCCGGCGGCGAAGGAACCGGAAGUGAGGAAACAGAAGUCCGGCUCAGCAGCAUCGUCCCACCGCGGCCACCUGGACCUGGGCCACCUGGUCCGGGGCUGCCGGGGCUUCCUGGCCGACGUGGCAGCCGUGGAGGGGUUUCUGCGGCUGCUGAAGGAAAGCCUGGAGGGCAUGUGCGUGGUGGGCCAGCGGGACGGACCACUCCCGCCCCAGGAGGCUCUGGGCUGCUCCGUGACACCCGACACCUUCGGCCCCCGUCUGCAGCGGCUGUCCAAGCGCACGGCCGAGGCUCAGUGGAGGCUGCAGAUCGUCACCAGCAACCACGGCGUCGGAGACGGUUCUGAAGGUCCGGUCCAGAUGUCGGGGUUGGGCUCCACCGCUGCUCCUCCGGGACGCAGCAGGGGCUCCAGUCUGAGGAAGAGGAGGAAACCAGGGAGACACGCGGCAGAGAGGCAGACGUCCACGGAGAAGCACAACGGGGAGGUCAACACCAGCGCGUCAGAUGGUGGCGCUGGUCCGGCUGCAGGAUCCCCAGAACUGGAGUUCUGCCCGUGUGGGGGUCCACACAGCUGGCUGGUCCCGGCCAUGCUGUCUCCUCCAGAGUCCCUGCUGGUGUCCUGCAUCCGCCGGGGGAACUUCAUGGAGGCGCAUCAGGUGUCGGUGGUCCUGGACCUGGCCUCAACGUCCUGCUGCGGGGAGCUGGUGUUCAUGGAGCGGUACCAGCAGGUCCUGGUGGAGCUGGGCCAGGUGGAGCAGAAGAUGGAGAGCCGGUCCAUGUCGUCGUCCUCCUCGUCCUCGGAGGGCCUGGGGGGCCUGGGGGGCCCGGUGGGGGCCCCGGGGGCCCCGGCAGGUCCAGGGGGGACCCCGGGUCCAGGUCCAGGUCCAGGGAGGACCCGGCUGGGCAGCAGCGGACGCUCCACCCUGCAGGCCAUUGGCAGCGCCGCGGCUGCAGGCGUGGCCUUCUACUCGGUGUCGGACAUCGCCGACCGGCUGCUCAGCACGGCGUCCCAGCCGCUGCCGUCGCUGGAGGAGGAUUACUGGCUGGCCCGCCGCCCCCCCAACGCUCCGGCCCUGCCGGCCGCGCUGCUGGAGCAGCUCAGCCCCGCCGCCAUGGCCGCCUUCGACCUGGCCUGCUGCCACUGCCAGCUCUGGAAGACUUCGCGGCAGCUGCUGGACACGGCGGAGCGCCGGCUGGGCUGCAGCCUGGAGGCCAGAGGAGUGCGAGCCGACCCUAAGGUGCCCCACACCGAGGGCAUCUGCGGCUUCCCCGCGGUGUUACAGCGGAUCAGCAGGAUCCUCAACCACUCGCCGUCUCCCAAGGCCGGCUCUGGCGAGGACCCGGCGUCCGCCAGCCCCUUCGGCUGCUGCAUCCAGGACGUGCUGCUCUGCUGCCACCCCACGCUGAGCCAGGAGUGCAUCGCCUCGCGGCUCGGCCUGAGCCAGCGCCUGGAGGAGACCGUGCUGGGCCUGAGCGCCGCCACCAGCGGAGCAGAGGGCAUCGUGGGUAGCGGCCUGCUGGCGCUGCUGGUGGAGCAGGCUGGUCUGAAGCAGGCGGAGCUGGACGCUCACCCCGUCCGCUCCGGCAUGAAGCAGCUGCUGCGCUCGCUGGACCAGCUCUGCCCCUUCGAGCCGGACGGAGACCUGGCCAGACCCGACUACGUACGCAGCUUCCUGGACUACGUCAACACGCUGGCGUCGGUGCUGGUGCGGAGCCUCGGCUCAGACGAACAAAGCGCUGAGGUGAAGCUGGGGAAUCCGCUACUGGUUCUGCUUCAGCCGCCGUCUCAGCUGCUUUCACACCUGCUGUUCGACAGACAGGUCUCUCCUGACAGAGUUUUGUCGCUGCUGCAGCAGGAGGGUUUGCGGCUGAGCGUCCAGCAGGUGAUCGUGCAGCGCUGCUGCGAGGCUCUGCCGGUGUGGAGCUCCGGCCCUGGAGACGCCAGGGGGGAGACCGGAGAGACCAGUGAGGCCGGAGAGGCCGGAGAGGCCGGCAGUGGGGAAGCCGGAGAGACUGGAGACUCUGGAGACGCCGGCGGGCCCUUUAGCGUGGCCGCCCUGGCCCUGCUGCUCCAGCAGCACCUCCAGGACCUCGGGCCGGUCCUGGGCCUGGCGGAGCCUCCGUCGGAGGGCAGCUCUGAGUCAGAGGUUUCCACGGAGGACCGCUCCACCACGCCCACCAGCCUCUCCACCUCCCCCCCUUCCUCCUCCUCCCUCUCCUCCCUUUCCUCCUCCUCCUCCUCGUCCUUCCUCCUCACGGCAUCGGCCCUGUCCUUCCUGAAGUCGCGCUCCCCCCUGCUGGCGGGGCUGGCCUGCCUGGGCGCCUGCCGGGGCGAGGCCGCCCGGGCACCGCCCUCCGGCUGGUCCGGCUACUUCCGCAGCAGCGGCCGCAGAGACGCGGCGCUGGACGGCGAGCAGAUCUCACGGGAGGCCGACGGCCUCCUGAAGGAGUUCCCCGUCCUACGGGCCUACCUGCACACCAUGGCCGGGCCGGUCCUGGGCCCCAGCUCGGGUCCCGGCUCGGGGGACGGGGAUGAGACCCCCGCCGGACUGGUCGUUGGGAAACCUCUGGUCGGCCUGCUGCUGUCCGGGCCGCAGGACGAGGCGGCGCAGGCCGCCGCCGCCGAGGCCUUCAGGGACGCCCUUGCGACCCGGGACCUGGGCCGGGCCCUGCGCCUGCUGGAGCUGUACGGGCCGGGCUGCAGCCAGCAGGGGGCGCUGCGGGACCGGCUGCUGGCCGCCGCCGCCCUGGAGGGUGGAGACGCCGGCAUGGGGCAGCUGUUCCGGGUGCGAGACCCGGACCUGCGAGCCCGGGUGGCCCUGCAGGCCCUGGAGCGCUGGCCUCUGUCCGGCUGCCUGGAGCUGCUGGAGUUCUGCCUCAACGACCCGGACACGGACGCCUCGCUGAGGACGGAGCUGGAGCUCAAGCAGCAGGAGCUGAGCAUCUACCACAGGAUGGCUGCGCUGCGUCCUCCUCUGCCCUGGGCCUCCUGGCAGGAGCUGAGAACAGAGUCCCAAACCAACCCCGAAUCCGUGUUUUCCAUGAUCCUGCAGACCAAAGAGUUUGGUCUGUGUGGACGCUGGGCCGAGCUCUACCCCGUCUCCGAGCAGCUUAGGCUGCAGCUGCAGACGGAGCAUCUGCUGCACCUGCUGGAGGCAGGACAGACGGACGAAGCCUUCCAGCUGCUGGAGGCCGUGUCGUCCUGGCCCGUGGGCCUGGAGGUGUGUGAGCGAGCUCUGGACCGCCGGCCCGGCCUGGCCGCCUGCCACUUCCUGUCCGACUACCUCACCCUGCACUUCCAGACGCAGGUGUCUCCGGCACGACGCCGGCACAUCCACGCCCUGCACCUGGGCUCCAAGGUGCUGCUGACUCUCCCCCCGGCCUCCCGGCAGGAUUACUUCCCCCUCCUCUCUGAGCCGCUGCUGAUGCUGGAGCAGCUGCUGAUGAACCUGAAGGUGGACUGGGCCGAGGCGGCGGUCCGGACCCUGCGGAGCCUGCUGGUGGGCCGGGAGGCCGGCUUUGGGUCCGAGGAUGUGGACCAGCUGCUGGACGACUACGCCUGCAAGGCCCUGGACUUCUCCUGCGCCCCCAGGGCCCGGUCCCGCUCCGCCUCUGUGAUCAGCCUGCAGGACGUUCUGACGCAGUGUCCCGCACAGGAGAGCAGCUCUCAGUCCUCCAGCCGCAUCGAGUCCCCAGCGUCCUCCACCAACAGCACCCCGAGCCACAAUUCCUCGGCCGGCAGCAGCGACAAGGAGAAGGACCGAAGUUCUCUGGGGAAAAAACGCCGCUCGUCCGCCAAGUUCCAGCCCCCCGAGCAGCCGCCGGCCCGCAAGGACUGGGUCCCCGACACCCACCGGGACUUGUGCAUGGUCUGCCAGCGCGAGAGGUUCACCAUGUUCAACCGGCGGCACCACUGCCGGCGCUGCGGCCGGCUGGUCUGCCAGGCCUGCUCGGAGCGGACGAUGCAGGUGGACGGAUGUCCGGAGGAAGAGGUGCGGGUCUGCGACCAGUGCUACGCCUACUUCAACCCAGAUUCUGAUAACGAGCUCGAACCUGCUGAAGCGGCGGGGAGCCCCGUCCCCACGGCAGAGGCUCUGGACGGGAUGCUGCACUUGCCGGAGGUCGUCCACCACCAGGUCCAGCUCAGCACCAGCCCGGCGGAGAACCAGCUGCUGCGGGCCGAGUUCUACUACGAGCAGGCGCCCAGCGCCUACCUGUGCGUGGCCGUGCUGGCGCUGCACAGCGACCAGGCGGCGUGCGGCCGCCGCCUCAUCGAGCACUGCCGCGCCCUCUCCAGGAAGCUGACCAACCCCGAGGUGGACGCCUGCCUGCUCACGGACAUCAUGCGGCAGCUGCUGUUCAGCGCCAAGCUGAUGUUCGUCAAGGUGGGACGCAACCAGGACCUGGCCGUGUGCGACAGUUACAUCAGCAAGAUAGACGUGCUGAAGAUCCUGGUUUUGGCCAAUUACAAGUACAUUCCCUCCCUGGACGACAUCGUGGAGACGUCGGAGGUGACGCGACUCCGUAACCGUCUGCUGGAGGCGGAGCACUACCAGCUGGCCGUGGAGGUGUCCACCAAGAGCGGCCUGGACCCCACGGGCGUCUGGCAGGCCUGGGCUCUGGCCACGCUGAAGGCGGGGAACCUGUCGGGGGCCCGGGAGAAGUUCAGCCGCUGCCUGAAGGCCCCGCUGGAGCGGAACCAGCUCAGCCUGGGCCCGCCCCUGCUGCAGGAGAUCGUCCAGCACCUGGAGGCCUCGGUGCGGCCCGCACCCUCGCCGAGUUACGGCGAGGACAUCCUAGCGUCUCUCCGGGAGUUGGAGGACGCCCUGGCCGAGGUGGUUCCUGCGGAGCGGCACGAGGGCCCCCACCAGGGGGGGCCCCAGGGCGGCCCCCACCAGGAGGUGCUGUACUACCUGCACACCUACGGAACCCACCUGGCGCUGGUCGGGUUCUACAUGCGCCACGACGGCAUGGCGGAGGCCGUGGCCUUCCUGCUCAACAAGGACUGCCCCGAUGACGUGUUCCUGGAGGGGGUCCUGCAGCCCAGCCUGGAGCGGGGCCGGCUCGGCGCGCUGCAGGGCGUCCUGGAGAAGCUGGACCCGGGCCUGGACUCGUGCAGCCGCUACCUCAUCGCCUCCUGCCAGUUCCUGCAGCGGCGCGGCUACUUCCACUCGCUGUACCAGCUGCAGCAGUUUAUGAUGGACCACGUUCGCGCCGCCAUGACCUGCAUCAGGUUCUUCACCCACGGUGCCGGAUCCUACCUGCAGCUGGGCGAGCAGCAGCGCUGGCUGGUCCGGGCCAAGGAGCACCUGAGGACGUUCCUGCAGGAGCAGCAGGGCCGGGCGGCCGGCAGGAGGAGGUCGUCGGUCAGCUCCUUCAGGAAGACCAUGUCCUCCAGCGACGUGUCCAGGCACAUGAACACCAUCGAGCUGCAGCUGGAGGUGACCCGGUUCCUGCACCGCUGCGAGUCGGCCGCGGCCCCCAACGCCGGGUCCCCCGGGGCCUCUGGGGCCCCCGGGGCCUCUGGGGCCCCCGGGGCCGGACCCCCGCCCACGCUGUUCGGGGGGAGCCCCAUGAAGGUGGAAGUCGCCUGCAAGACGUUGCUCGGAGGCAAAAACAUCGAGGAGGGGUUCGGCAUCGCCUACCGGGUCAUCCAGGACUUCCAGCUGGAGGCCCAGGCCGUGUACGUGCGGGCGGGGCAGCGGCUGGUCCGCCUGCGGCAGUUCGGCGCCGUGCGGCAGCUGCUGAAGUGCGUGGGCGAGUCGGGGACGGCCACCAGGGGCGACUGUGACGCCCUCCUGCUCAACCUGCUCUCCGUCGCCGACAAGGGACCGGCCGACGCGAAGGAGCUGGAGACGCUGAUCCUGGAGAUCCGGAGCGCCGAGAACAAGAUCAAGGCGUACCUGGCGUGCGGGAAGCUGCGGCCGGCGUACCUGCUGGCGGUGAAGCUGGACCCGGGCCGGGCCGGCCCGCUGGUGCAGGACGUGCUCCGGGCCGCCGAGCAGGCCGGCGACUCGGUCAUGCAGAACAUCUGCGGCCAGUGGCUCUCCGAGCACGACGGCAAGGGCCGCGCCGGCGCCCGGUGAGGGACGGUUACCGCGGCGACGGAGCGCCCGGUGAGGGCCGGUUACCGCGGCGACGGAGCGCCCGGUGAGGGCCGGUUACGGCGGCGACGGAGCACAGAGGAGCUGCAGCCGAGGUGGAAAUGAAGGAGAGGAGAAUCUGACAGAACCAGGAGAAGCUGAC